Eruca vesicaria subsp. sativa (arugula) is the source of this 2287-nucleotide messenger RNA. Lineage: Eukaryota; Viridiplantae; Streptophyta; Magnoliopsida; Brassicales; Brassicaceae. The record is from the annotation of a GenBank genome assembly.
UAAAUAAAAUGAUAAUAAAGUUGGAAAGGUGUGAUGAACCUAUCUCUAAGGCUUCACAUUUUCGUGAUGUCUCAGAUCACAUAUAGUGGAAGGUCGGUGCGAGCUCUCAGCAUCUCUCUUUCAAUUAUUUGUGCCUAUAAAAGGGCAGUCUCCUCUGCAUCAUUCUUUGCUUCUGUGGCUUACAAAGAGCAGACACUUAAAUUAAGACUACUCUCAUCAAGGCAUUACUAGAAGAAAAAUGGAGAGCAAAGGGAGUUGGACGGUGGCUGAUGCCGUAGACUACAACGGCCUACCCGCCGAUAAGUCCAAAACCGGUGGCUGGAUCACCGCAGCUCUCAUUCUUGGGAUAGAAGUUGUUGAGAGGCUAUCAACAAUGGGAAUAGCAGUGAAUUUGGUAACAUAUCUGAUGGAGACAAUGCAUCUCCCAAGCUCAACCUCUGCCAACAUUGUCACUGACUUUAUGGGCACUUCUUUCCUCCUCUGCUUGCUCGGUGGCUUUCUAGCUGACUCCUUCCUCGGCCGUUUCAAAACCAUCGCUAUUUUCUCAACCAUUCAAGCUUUGGGAACCGGUGCACUGGCAGUGGCAACAAAGCUUCCAGAGCUGCGUCCGCCAACAUGCCACCACGGCGAAGCCUGUACACCCGCCACUGCUUUCCAAAUGACAUUUCUCUACAUUGCACUUUACCUUAUAGCGCUUGGAACCGGUGGCCUUAAGUCUAGCAUCUCAGGGUUUGGAUCUGACCAAUUUGAUGACAAGGAUCCUAAAGAAAAAGCCCAGAUGGCUUACUUCUUCAACAGGUUCUUCUUCAUCAUCAGCAUGGGGACAUUGAUGGCUGUGACUGUUUUGGUUUACAUACAAGAUGAAGUGGGAAGAUCAUGGGCUUAUGGGAUCUGCACUGUGUCUAUGGCUAUAGCUAUUGCGGUUUUCUUGUCUGGCACUAAGAGUUACCGCUAUAAGAAGAGCCAAGGAAGUCCGGUUGUGCAAAUUUUUCAAAUUAUUGCAGCUGCGAUUAGGAAGAGAAAAAUGGAACUGCCUCAAAGCAUUGUCUAUCUGUAUGAAGAUUCUCCGGAGGGCUUGAGAAUUGAACAUACUGAUCAAUUUCGCAUGUUUGACAAAGCGGCUAUUGCUACCGAAGGAGAUUUCGAACAAACCCUAGGCGGCAUCGCAAUUCCAAACCCUUGGAAGCUAAGCUCCGUGACCAAAGUUGAGGAAGUGAAAAUGAUGGUUAGGCUUUUGCCUAUUUGGGCAACCACUAUAAUUUUCUGGACAACAUAUGCCCAAAUGAUUACAUUCUCAGUUGAGCAAGCUUCAACCAUGAGACGCAACAUUGGAAACUUCCAGAUCCCAGCAGGCUCUCUCACCGUGUUUUUUGUCGCAGCUAUUCUCAUAUCUCUAGCUGUCUACGACCGUGUUAUCAUGCCUCUUUGGAAGAAAUGGAAAGGAAAGCCAGGAUUCUCUAGCCUGCAAAGAAUAGCUAUUGGAUUGGUCCUAUCAACCGCUGGAAUGGCAGCUGCAGCCAUAGUUGAGCAAAAGCGUCUAUCUGUUGCGAAAUCUAGUACACAGAAAACAUUACCCAUAAGUGUAUUCCUACUUGUUCCACAAUUCUUCCUAGUAGGAGCUGGGGAAGCCUUUAUAUACACUGGUCAACUUGAUUUCUUCAUAACCCAGUCACCCAAGGGGAUGAAAACAAUGAGCACUGGACUUUUCUUGACCACUUUGUCACUAGGCUUCUUCGUCAGCAGUUUCUUGGUUUCCAUCGUCAAAAAAGUCACUGCAACUUCUGUGGAUGGAGGAUGGUUGGCUGAUAACAUCAACCAUGGCCGGCUCGAUCGAUUUUAUUGGCUUUUAGUCAUUCUGAGUGGAAUAAACUUUGUUGUUUAUGUCAUAUGUGCCUUAUGGUUCAAGCCAACAAAGGGUAAAGACUCGGAGGAGAUGGAAAAGGGUAAGGGUUUUUCAGUUGAAGACUGCUAGUUUUCUUUUUCUGUCAAGUUUCUUGUGUAUCAUAUUAUCAUGAAACAGAGUCUUCCCCAUCAUGUUUCUUGUGAACCAAGUAACUGAGCUGUGUGACUUAUGUCUAAAUUCCUAGUUGUCUCAAAUAUUGUACCUUCACUAGUUACGUUUGUUACCGUUUCUCACUUGUCUCGUAUCGAAAAGAGAAGAUCUAUUUUAAAUUAAUUAAGCUCACACGUGCAGCACUAUCUCUUCUUUACUUGAUGCGCUAGUCUUUGUCAUAUUUUUGAUGACUGGUAGAGAAAAGAUAAAAGUGAUGCGAGAUAAAAAUUAAAA